AUGGGUAAGAAAAUAUCAGAAGGUGAGCUUUGUGAUAUUCAACAAGCGAUGGGUCAACAACCCGCAACAGUGCAAUUUCUCGAUUCCACCAGUCAUAUUUUUUAUGUUUCGAAAAAAGCUGAAGGUGGUGAGUUGUUUGAUAAAGUAUGCGCAUUUCUCGAUCUCACUGAAAAAGAUUACUUUGGAUUAUGUUUCGCCGAUGGUGACGGCAAUCAACAGUGGAUCUAUGAUGAUAAACGGAUUUCAAAGCAGUUAAAAGGUCAUCCAUGGGACUUUCAUUUUAAAGUGAAAUUUUAUCCACCUGAACCAGCAACAUUGGCAGAAGACAAGACGCGUCAUCUUUUAACCUUACAAGUUCGCCAUGAUAUUUCCACUGGCAGACUUCCAGCUACCCUUGCUACACAUGCUUUACUGGGUUCAUAUGUCGCUCAGUCUGUGCGAGGUGAUUAUGAGCCAUCCUUGCAAUAUAUCGAUUUCCUCAGAAAUUGUCAUUUAGCUCCUAUACCGAAUGAAAUAUUGUACGAAAAAGUUGAAGAACUGCACAAGAACCAUAAAGGCGAAACAUCGGCUGAAGCGGAAUUACACUAUCUGGAAAAUGUCAAGAAGCUGAGUAUGUAUGGCGUUCAAUUAUUCCAUGCAAAGGAUGGAAAAAGUACACCUGUUCAGAUUGGCAUUAGUGCUCAUGGAAUCAAUAUUUACCUUGACCAAAUUCGUGUACAUCGUUUUCUUUGGCAGAAUAUCAUUAAAAUUGGUUAUCGACGUAAUAUAUUUAUCAUCAAAGUUAAACCUGGUGAACUUGAAAAAAAUGAAUCAACAGCUGCUUUCAAAUUACCUGAUUAUGAAGCAGCAAAACGAGUUUGGAAAUGUGGCGUCGAGCAUCAUACAUUCUUCAGGUUGAUCCAGCCAGAAGAAAAGCCGCAUCGAGGUUUGUUCCGCUGGGGUUCGGCUCGAUUCCGAUAUCAGGGACGCACUCAGUUUCAGUCAAAAAUGGCUUCGCAAAUGUUCUGUAACAAUCAACCAAUUCAGCGUUCCCAGAGUGUUCGUGUGGCUCAAAAUGAUGAAAACGUUGCAAUUCCGGCUUCAUUAAGUCAUACUCUACCGUUGGUUUAUUCCGAGAAUGGGACGGGUAGGAAAUUAGACUGGAACGACAGUCAGAUAAUUUCACCCGAAAAGAUAUAUUCAACGCAUAUCGUAGAAGCUACGCAAAACAGAGAAAAAGACGCAAUACUAAACGAUGCAGAGGUGGGUAACACCAAUAAUACUUCAGGAAAACUAUUUGAUAGUGUUCAUUCAUCUGCUAUUUCUACUACUGCUAAUACUGCUAUCGCUACUGAUAGCACUGUUACUGGUCAUCAGUAUUUUGAGCAGUCUUUAUCACCUCAUAUUUCUUCACAUUCCACAAAAAUUACCCAUGAUACUAUUCCUUCUAUGCACAAAAUUAUGAAUGAUCAUGUUCACUGUCAGACGAAUAAUUCAUACGAGAGCAGCAAAUCAGAUAUAUAUGCUAUGCGAAAAGGAAAUAUGGGUUUUUUACCAGCUGAAGAUAAGGCAGUUAUCUAUCAUCCUGGACAUUAUGAGGAAGAAAUGAUUGGAAGCAAACAACUUCAUGAACCACCGGUUGAACCUGGUGAUGAUUUUGUGUUAGUUCAUAAGCCAAAAUUAGGAUCAACAGGAAAAAUAUUUCAUCGAGAUGGUACAGAAACUAACAUUCUCAUAAAAGAAGAGGAUAUUGAAGCGUAUCCAAUACAUCGAUUUGCUGAUAUAUAUCAUUCUGGUUUUUCGCGUAUCACUAGUGGUAAUAAAGAAAAUUUAAAAGCAUUUAAAAAUGAGAAAAUUUUGGAAACAGAUGAUAUUGUGGAUAAACCAAAAGCGAAUAAAGAAAAAUAUCCAACAAGUGGACAAUUCAAAGGAUCUAUUUUGCAUACGGAACGUAGUAUGGAAUUGCCAGCAGAACCAUUGAGAUCUCAUACUUAUGUUUAUAAUAAAGGAUAUUACGAUAGUAUAGAUUCCAGUCGAAAAGAUAUCGAUGAAAAUGAAAAAAGCAACAUACGAAAUUGGCUUCGUUGUUAUAAAAAAUCUGAAAAAUCUCAAGCAAAAUUAUUGAAAGAAAACGAUGCAGAAAUUAAAGGGAAGAAAUUAAUUAAUGGUGAUCAUACGAUUUGUAAAUCUGAAACUGAAAAUGAACAAGAAAAUAAAACAAAGGAAGUUCCGCUUAUUCAUGUCAAACAACCAGGUUAUGAAAGACAGGCUGUGCAAACAAGUUAUUAUAAUGUAGAAUCGUCUGAAAAAAAUCAAGGAACGGAAUAUCUGAAAAAAAGUAAAGUUGUUGCUGUUAGUGCUAAAGAUGAUAAAAGUUUUGAUAAUGAUAUAAAAGAAGAAGCGUAUGAAUCUAUGCAACCAAAGCAAAUAUGUCAUCUUUUCAUUGGCACUUCAGAUAGUUCGCAUAUUAGACCUGGAGCAUAUGGAGUACCAUCAACUUCAUAUGAUGAAUUGCUACAUAUUAUUAAAUGUGAAGAAGAGCUUCCAUUUUUACCAAUACAUGAACAUGUGAUGAUUUAUCAUUCCGGAAUAUCGGUUAUUAAGGAUAAAAAACGCCGGAAAUUUUUAAUUGGAAAAGAGCGUAAAAAAACUACAUCAAGUGGAACAUCAACCGAUGAAGAGAUACAAAGUAAUAAAGGAGAGAAGUGUAAAGCAAUUCUUGAUAUAUCUGAAGCUGAUAAAAAUGACUUAGCAGUCAUUGUUGAUGAUGCUGAAAAAAGACCAAUUGAUGAAGAAAUUAAGAGAAAAUGUAUGAUGCAUGAAAUGAAGGAAAAAGAUCAGAAAAAAGUUGAUGUUACAUCAGAUUCUGAAGUCCAAAAAAUCACUGUUAAAAAAGAUAUGAAAUUAGUUGAUUCUCAAAAUGUAAAAAAUGAAAGUACUCGUCAGAAAAUGAAAGCUAUAUUUCAUCGUAGCGAAGAUCAAAAUAAACAACGUAAUUUGAAAAAAGAAACAGCGGUUCCCAAAAAAGCUAAAGAAUCAAAUGAUGUCGAGCAGACAAUUCAACCAGCAUACAAUAUAUUGGGAGGUAUUGGUAAGUCAGUAAAAAUGUCUAAAAGGACUGAAUUAUUGGAACAAUCACAAGAUGGACAUAUUUUAGACAAUACACCUCCUCCAUUGAAACUAUCUCGAAUCAGUGAAAUUUCAUUUCAACCUUUGCAUCUUGCAGUAAAAGUACAAAAUCAAAUGCAAAAUCUAUCGCAUAAUUAUAGAACGUUUAAGAGAGCAAAGCAUAAAGGUGACGUGGAAUUUAUUGCAAAAGAAAAUAUUAAUCCUGAAAGUUAUAAACGUGAAUGUACACCAUAUCAAGGACCUUUGGAGAGCACAAAUUAUGUAAGAGGAUUACAAUUUGCUCCAAUUCAUGAGUAUUCUGCUAUAUAUCAUCCUGGUCAUACUUAUGUGAAAUCGUCGUGCAAAGUAAAUAAACGAAGGAAUACUGCAGAAUGUCAGAAUCAAGAGAAAUCUAGUAUUUUGAAGACUAAGAAAAUUGCUGCAUUGAAUCUGAACACAAAGAACUCUUACUCGAAGCAUCAUGAAGAAGAAAAAAAUAAUAACGAAUCGAAAAAUGACGAUCAAGUAACCGCUUAUGCUGCAAAGAUUAUUUGUAAAACUCCGCUAGAAGAAAGAAGAAAAGUCAAGAAGUAUUCUUUCAAAUAUCGUCGAAUUUCCGGUGAUGUUGAAAUUGUCGAGAAACCUUUUGUGAAACCUGAAGCAUACAAUCUUGUUACAAUUUCUUAUGAUACACCAGUAAGUUGUUUAGAAUGUGAAAAAGAAUUGUCAUUUACACCUCUGCAACAAUGUGUAGCGCUAUAUCAUAGUGGAUUCUCUCACAAAAAAGCAAAACGAUUACGUGAUAGUAGCACUGAAUCAAGUUCAAGUACAAGUUUCAGUAGCAGUUCUUCAACAUCAAGCACUUAUGUGUCGGAAAAAACGAAAGAAUUGAAGAAGAAAGUUAUGUUACAUGUUAUUUCAAAAAAACAUAACACAAAUGAUGUUACAGUUGAAUCAUCAAAGCACAAAAGAAUUUUUCCAUUCUGGCGUAAAACAAUUCAUAGUGAGAAAGAAGGAAAAUUUGCAGAUGAUAAAAAAGAGAAAUUGGAUAUUUCAUCAAAAUUUCAUCCUAUUCAGCAUCAACAACAAUCGAAUAUUUCAGUUGAUUGUACUGCAAGUCAAACAACAUCUUCACCUUCACAAAUUAUUACAACAACAGUAUUAAAAAAGGAUCCUGUAGAAAAAACCGAUACUAGCUUACAUGUAAAAAAUGAAAAUAAAAAAUUAAAUACAAAUCUCUAUAAAAAGGAGCCAUUAGGCACUUCAGAAUAUGAUGAAAAUAAUGGUAAACGUGGAAAGUUUGGUCUAUUUCAUUUUUGGCGAUCAACAGACAAGGAAAACAAUUCGAAGAAAUUUAGCUCUUCUGUUGCUGAUAUGAAUAAUUAUUCUAAUGAGGAACCUAUGAAUCAUACUACUAAUUUGGAUUCAUUCCAUAGGGAAACAAAUAUUCGAUUAACUACAAAAGGCAAAAAGAAACCGAUUACAUAUAUUAUUGAAAAAGAUAUAUCAACAACCGAUGUAAAAACGAAUGAAUUGGCUCCUUCGAUAAAUAUGAAGGACGAUUCUUUAAACCAUACUUCAUCAUCAGAUCAAGCAAAUAUUGAGAUGAAAAAGAAUACUUUCAUUCAUCUUAAAUGUGAUACUGAGCUUGCUGAUGAUUCACCAUUGAAUUCAAACAGUAAUGCUGGAAUAUUAACGUUAACUGGAAUAUCAUCUCCAAGGACUAAUGAAGAUAGUAAAUCAAGUAACACUGAGAAAUCGCAAUUAAUGGACAAGGAAAAUAAUAUUCAUUCAUGUGAAAGCACUGAUGAUUCAAAUGAAAAUAACUUAAAAAAGCAUGGGAAACGUGAUUAUGUUGGAUAUAUAGCAAAAGUUAAAGUUAAACAAGAAAUGAGAAAUGUUGAUGAAAAUUUACAGCAAAGUUCAAAUUUAAGAGCGAAAGAGAUAAAUACGUCAGACAAUGGCGUUAAUAAGAGACCUAGCUUCAUAGUAAAAGGAUUUCAUCUUCGUGGUCCACCAGGUGAUUCAGAGCCAAAAACUGCAUCUCAUAAUGGUACCAAAUAUAAGCCUGAAAAAAAUACGCUCAUAAGUGAAAAUGUAGAAGCUAGUGGAGUUGGAAUGACGAACAUACAUGAAGCGAUUUCCACUGAUAGCGCUAAUAAUAAACCGAUUGUACGUAAAGAAGUUGUUGAAUUGAAAGUAAAGAAGAAAUCAACUGGAAGUGAUGUUACCUUGAAGGAAAAUAAGAAAGAUAAUGGUAAAAAUAUCAAGGGUAAUUUUUUCUCUUCAUUUUGGCGUGGUAACAAAUCGGAUGAGCACCAAAAACAACAAAAGAUGAUUGAGAGAAAUGUUCACGAAACUGAAGUAACACCGGUAGAAAUGACAUCACCAAGCAAUGAAUUAGAAUACAACAUUCUGCGAACAAAAACUAUGGUUGGUUCGAUCAAACCUUCAUCAGAUAUUGCUCAUGUUGAGCAACAAACAAGACAAAAAGAUUUUAUUCCGGUUUAUGAUUUCUCAUUUGUCCCUAGUUUUCCGGAUGAUACAAAGCUGGCUACCGAAACAACUGUAAGUAAUGUGAAAAAGCAGAAUGGAUUGAUCCAAGACUCAAAUGAUGGAAUAGUAACUGACAAAAUUACUAGUGAAACUGGAGAACAAAGAGAUGGUAAAUUGAGGGAAUUGCUUAGUUAUCAUUCGAAGGACAUGGAAGAGUGUAAUGAUAUGCUCGCGUCCUCAGAAGAUCAGAACGAUAAUUUGAGAGAGGAGCAGUCUACAGUUGACAUGGCAAAACAAACUUCGAUGGAAAAGACGUUUGUUACGGAAUUAUCCUGGGAAAAGUUGAAUACAGAAACGGCAAUAGAGCUGGAAACUUCUGAAGCUGAAAAGUUAUUCCAUCGAAGUGGAAUAAAUGCCGGUGAAGCAUUAGAUGAGCCAUUCAAAUUUACUCAGACGCCUCCAGAUAUUCCAGUUCUAGAGGCUCAUUCAACAGAUCUAAGAAGACCAGGUGGUUUUGUGGAGCAAAUCGAACGACAAGUAAUGCAGGUAAUUACCAAAACAUCACCAUCAUCAGAUAUUGAGAAGUCGAAGAAAGAAAAGAAGACAAGUGCAUUGCCGCGUGAAAGCGAAAAUUUUAAUGCAUCUGAAAUUGAAAUUGUUUCACAUGAUUCUCAUGCGGACAAAUCUGAUUUCACUGGUGAAUUACUACCUGAAGAAGCAAAACUAGACGAUCAACUGGUGGAGUUGAAUGUGGACAUUGUACCAGCCAUUCAUCCGACUAAUAUUGAUGUUUCGCUACCUUAUACAUGCGUUGAAAUGUGGCAAGAAACAAUAAAUGAACCUAAGGCAGUGGUCACUACUGUUGAUCAUCAGGGAAAUAUUACUAAGAAGACUAUUAAGAAGCAACAAAUGACACACACUAUGCAUCAGCAAACAUAUCAAGCUUCUAAUGCUUCGAGUCAAAAUGGAGAUUUUGAUAUAAGUGUGAUUGACGCAUCUAAGAAGUUAUUUGCACUUAAUGGUAAUGAGAAUAUGACAAGUUUACAAGCACCGAUUGUUGAGACAGUUGAUAAUAAACUCACUUGUGAACCAGCGAAUGAUAUCGACAAAAUUAAUGGGAAUGAUUAUUCGGAUAUUCCAGGGGAAUUGGUUUCCAGUCAUACUGUUACACAAGGCAAUCGUACCAUCGAAACGAUAACUUAUAAGACUGAGAAAAAUGGUACCGUCGAAACUCACGUUGAACAUCGCGUGACUAUUCAUUCGUGUGAUGAUAUUGAUCAUGAUGCCGAACUGAGUCAAGCAAUUUUGGAAGCGACUAAUAUGAAUCCAGAUAUGACAGUUGAAAAGAUUGAAGUGAAACAUGAAUCACAAUGUUAG
Brugia pahangi is the source of this 6960-nucleotide messenger RNA. The record is from the annotation of a GenBank genome assembly. NCBI's taxonomy places the organism in Eukaryota, Metazoa, Nematoda, Chromadorea, Rhabditida, Onchocercidae.